Messenger RNA from Dictyostelium discoideum AX4, 2175 nucleotides. RefSeq names its product glucosamine-6-phosphate isomerase (gene nagB1). Lineage: Eukaryota; Evosea; Eumycetozoa; Dictyosteliales; Dictyosteliaceae. Gene Ontology annotation, molecular function: glucosamine-6-phosphate deaminase activity. Gene Ontology annotation, biological process: carbohydrate metabolic process; N-acetylglucosamine metabolic process. The coding region runs from base 1 to 2175 and encodes 724 amino acids. The record is from RefSeq and is a predicted model, not a curated record. The transcript is spliced from 2 exons.
AUGUCCACACAACAACAACAACAACAACAAUAUUCAGGAGUAAAUAAAAUUAAUUCAGAAACAGGAUUAUUUGAAUGUAAUGAAGAAUUUAAAAGUAAAGAAAAAUUAGAAACACUUGUUUAUCAAGAUCCAGAGCAAGUUAAUGUUUUCAUUGCAUCAGAGAUUGUUAAGGCUAUUGAAAUUUCAAAUUCAAAUGGAAAACCUUUUGUAUUAGGUUUAACAUGUGGUUCAACUCCAUCAGGUGUUUAUGAUCAAUUGGUUAAAUUAUAUAAAGAAAAUAAAGUUUCAUUUAAAAAUGUUAUCACUUUUAAUGUUGAUGAAUAUUAUCCAAUUGAAAGAAAUAGAAUUCAAAGUUUUUAUAGAUAUAUGCAAGAAAAUUUAUUUGAAUUAAUUGAUAUUAAAAAAGAAAAUAUAAAUUUUUUAAAUGGUGAAAUUUCAGAGAAUGAAAUUGAUAAACAUUUAAAAGAAUAUGAAGAAAAGAUUGAACAAGUUGGUGGUAUUGAUUUAAUGUUAAUUCCAAUUGGAAAAAGAAUUGGAUUUAAUGAGUCGGGGUCAUUGGCUAAUACAAAGACACGUUUGGUUGAUUUGGAGCAAAAUACAAGAAUCGAUGCAGCAAGUGAUUUCUUUGGUACUGAACAUGUUCCACAUCAUGCAUUGACAAUGGGUUUAUCAACAAUGUUUAACUCUAAGAGAAUUAUAUUGAUGGCUUUCUCCGAGGGUAAGGCAUCGAUAGUUCAGAAGACAACCGAGGGUGAGAUCACUCCUGCUAUACCAUCAACCAUUUUUCAACGUCAUCAAAAGUGUCAGUUGAUAAUUGAUGAGGCUGCAGCUGUAGAGAUUACACGUUGUAAACAACCAUGGGUUAUUCAUUCCACUGGAACAACUCUUACAAUUAAGUGGUCACCAUUGUUGGCUAGAAAAGCUGUGAUUUGGUUAUCAUUGAAAUUGGGUAAACCAAUAUUAAAACUUGAGGAAGAGGAAUACCAUGACCAUAACCUAUCCUCAUUACUUAAAGUAUUUGGUCCAUGUCAUAAUUUAAAUCUUAAAGUUUUUAGAUAUUUACAAUCAACUAUUAAUGGUUGGCCAGGAGGUAGACCAAAUCAACAUCAUCCAACUUCACCAACUUCACCAAAAACAAAUAGUAGUGAUAAUAGUAGUAAUAAUAAUAAUAAUAAUAAUAAUAAUAAUAAUAAUAAUAAUAAUAAUAAUAAUAAUAAUAAUCAACAUCAACAUCAUGAUAAUAGUAGUUUUGAACAAAUUAAUAUUAUUAAUGAAAUGUGGGAUUAUGAUAGUAAUAUUAAACCAGUUUCAAAGAGAGUAAUUGUAUUUUCACCACAUCCAGAUGAUGAUGUGAUUAGUAUGGGUGGUACAUUCAUUCGUUUAUGUGAUCAAGGUCAUAAGGUUCAUGUUGCAUAUCAAACCAGUGGUAAUAUUGCAGUUUGGGAUGAUGAUGCUGUUAGAUUUGCAAAUUUCGCUAGUGAAUUUAGUAAACUUUUUUCAUUGGGUAAUGAAUCAGUGGAGAGAUCGAAUACCAUUGAAAAGAAUGUCAAUGAAUUCAUUAAAACCAAGAAACCAGGUCAACCAGAUUCAAAGGAGAUUCAAUUAAUUAAAGGGUUAAUACGUAAAACUGAGGCUCGUGCUGGUGCCCGUUAUGCUGGUGUGGCUCCUGAUAGAAUUCAUUUCUUGGAUUUACCAUUCUACGAAACUGGUGCUGUCAAAAAGAAACCAUUGGGUGAGGAAGACAUUGAAAUCAUGGUUCAGUUUUUAGAAUCAAUCAAACCAGAGAUCAUUUUCGCCGCUGGUGAUUUAUCAGAUCCACAUGGUACUCAUAGAGUUUGUUUGAAAGCUAUUCUAUCGGCUAUCGAUCGUUUGAAAACUCAAGAUUGGAUGAAAGAAUGUCAAGUUUGGUUAUAUCGUGGAGCUUGGCAAGAAUGGGAACCUGAAAGAAUAGAAAUGGCCGUACCAAUGUCUCCUUUCGAAUUGAUGAGAAAACGUAUGUCAAUCUUUAAACAUCAAUCUCAAAAAGAUGUUCCAGCUUUUCCUGGAACUGAUAAAAGAGAAUUUUGGGUUCGUGCUGAAUGUAGAAAUCGUGAAACCGCUAAAAUUUAUGAUAAUUUAGGUUUAACCGAAUUUGAAGCAGUAGAAGCUUUUGUUUCUUAUAAAAUUCCACAAUAA